AUGGAUACUUAUUUCUUACAGAUCACUUUUUUCUGUUCGCUUUUGAUAUUUUCCCUAAGCAUCCCCCAAAAUAGGCCAGCAGUUUCGGAGGAAGCUCUAGAGAAGACCUUAAAUGACAGACGGUAUCUCAUGAGACAACUACAAUGUGCUUUAGGAGAAGCCCCUUGCGAUUCUGUUGGGAGGAGGCUCAAAAGUUUGGCUCCCUUGGUUUUGAGAGGAACUUGCCCCCAAUGUAGCCCCAAUGAAAUGCGUCAAAUUCAAAAAGUCCUAGCCCACGUUCAGAAAAAUUAUCCUAAAGAAUGGGGCCGAAUUUUACAACAGUAUUCGUCAGGUUGAGUGAAAAAUUUGUCAAAAAAAGUUUGUUUAGCAACUUGUUGCUUAUAGGCUUAUAAAUAUUAGUAACAAUAUUUUUAUACAAUUCCAUAAAAUUAGUACCUAUUAUAAGCAACGUUUUCGUUUGUGUAGAAGUGACAAAACAAUUAGUAUUUCAUUUGUGUACACAAGUAAUUCACAAAGGACUGUGUUAUUUAGACAUUAAGGAUUAUUAAAUAAACGAUAAGAUACGAA
Agrilus planipennis (emerald ash borer) is the source of this 567-nucleotide messenger RNA. It is a transcript of the gene Csp1, whose product is annotated as putative odorant-binding protein A10. The record is from RefSeq and is a predicted model, not a curated record. The coding region runs from base 1 to 336 and encodes 111 amino acids. The transcript has 3 exons. Lineage: Eukaryota; Metazoa; Arthropoda; Insecta; Coleoptera; Buprestidae.